Molecule: messenger RNA, 648 nt
Organism: Knipowitschia caucasica
Lineage: Eukaryota; Metazoa; Chordata; Actinopteri; Gobiiformes; Gobiidae
Source: the annotation of a GenBank genome assembly
AUGAGGGCACCCAUUGAUCCUCUAAAACGGGUCGCUCUGACGCUUUAUUAUUUGAGCGACGAAGGAAGGCUACGGAAGACUGCAAACGCCUUCGGUGUGUCGCGCCAGGCCGUGUCUGUCAUCGUUAGGCAGAUCUGCAGGACUAUCUCCAUCCACCUCGGUCCCAGGUACGUCCGACUGCCUUUCACGGAGCAAGACGCUACGGAGCUGGUUGUGGGGUUUCAACAGACUCAUGGCAUGCCCCAAUGUUUAGGAGCAGUUGACGGCACCCAUAUUGAAAUCAAACAACCGUCUGUCAACUCCACGGACUAUAUAAACAGAAAAGGCAAGUACACCCUGAAUGUACAGGCAGUGUGCGAUUACAAGUACAGAUUAAUGGAUGUUGUCAUCAAGUGGCCUGGAAGUGUGCACGACGCACGGAUCUUUGCCAAUUCAGAGCUGAAUCUGUCACUGAAAAAUGGCAAGAUCCCGCCUCUUAAAAGGCGGAUUGUGGACGAUGAGGAGCCUAUAUCCAUUUUCCUUCUCGGUGAUCCUGCGUACCCACUGCUGCCUCAUCUGAUGAAGGAGUUCUCCAACGGAGUCUCAGAUUUGUGGAGUUGGUUAGCUGGUGCUCGGGACGACUGGGAGCCAGGUCAUUCCUGCAUGUGA